This is a messenger RNA of Python bivittatus (Burmese python), 1601 nucleotides long. NCBI's taxonomy places the organism in Eukaryota, Metazoa, Chordata, Lepidosauria, Squamata, Pythonidae. The record is from RefSeq and is a predicted model, not a curated record.
GAAAUUCCUGAAAAGGAAAGGACCAGUGUUCACAGAUCAUUGGUGACCAAUACAGCCAAGGAAAUGACCUGCUUCAGUGACUUCCCAUUUCCAGAAAGUUGUCCUAACUAUAUGCACCACUCCAUGAUGCUGGAGUACCUCAAGGAUUACGCUAAACAUUUCCACCUUCUGGACUGCAUUCAGUUUAAGACUGUGGUAUACAGCAUCAGAAAACAUCCAGAUUUCACAAGUACCGGACAAUGGGUGGUUCAUACUGAGGCUAAUGGGCAACGGGCAUCAGCCGUCUUCGAUGCAGUUAUGAUUUGCAGUGGCCAUUAUGCAGAAGUUAAUGAACCCCUACAUUCUUUUCCUGGACUGGAAAACUUUAAAGGUCAUUACAUGCAUAGCUGGGAAUACAGAGAGCCCAAAGGCUUGGAGGGCAAAAUGGUUCUGGUAGUUGGUAUUGGGAACACUGGAGGGGAUAUUGCUGUGGAAGUGAGCCACACAGCUGCCAAGGUCUUUCUCAGCACCAGAAAUGGAGCAUGGGUGAUGAGUCGCAUUUCAAAUGGCUGGCCUCAUGAUAUGGUCUUCCAAACUCGAUUUUUUAACUCCCUUCAAAGACUUCUUCCUGCAAGCAUUACAAACAAGUUUUUCGCAAACAAAUUCAACAAAUGGUUUAACCAUAAGAAUUAUGGAUUGAUCCCUAUUAACAGUUCACUUUCAUGUGUGAUUUUAAAUGACACACUGCCCAGCUACAUCCUCUGUGGUCUGGUAGUUGUAAAGCCAAACGUGAAGAAGUUUACUGAGUCUUCUGCCAUAUUUGAAGAUGGAACUGUGGAAGAAAACAUAGAUGUGGUCAUUUUUACUACAGGCUAUACUGCUUCAUUUCUCUUCCUGGAAGAAUCUGUUCGCAACGUUUGCAAAAGCAGUACGUUUCUUUAUAAACAGAUAUUCCCUCCUCAUCUGCAGAAGCCCACACUUGCCUUUAUAGGCUAUAUAUUGCCAAUGGGAUCUGUUCUACCAGCAGCAGAACUUCAGGCUCGCUGGGUUACAAGAGUGUUUAAUGGAUCUAGUAAGCUGCCUCCAGUGGACAGGAUGAUGAAUGAAAUUGCUAAGCAGAAGAAAAUGCUCCUUAAAAAGAACAUUUCCAGCACAGAGAAAGAAAGCUCGCCGUUUGUUCACUACAUGGAUGAAAUUGCUGUUUGCAUAGGAGUUAAGCCCAAUGUGCCAUUGCUCUUUCUACGGGACCCCAAACUAGCUUUGGAGGUCUUCUUUGGUCCUUGUACCUCUUAUCAAUAUCGCCUUUGUGGACCUGGAAAAUGGGAGAAAGCUAGAAAUGCAAUUCUGACUCAGUGGGACCGUGUUCUCAAGCCCCUGAAGACUCGGGUCAUAGACAACUCUUCAAAACACACCACGUCAUCCUUUUGGAAAAAAAUCUUUAGCUUGUCUACAUUUCUUGGAGCUGCUAUAAUCCUGUAUAUGUAUCACGUUUAGAUACUUCUGUGCUCAUUUUAUACUGGAUAAAGGAAACAGCUAGGUAUCAUGUAAUAUAAAAAAAUUCCCCUCUCACCCCUACGGGUGGUACGUGUCUUCCUCAAUCUCGGGUCCUCUGUUCCUGCCUG